CUUAAAACAUGUGUGCCAUGGGCUGAUGUUAAAAUUGUGGUUAUUUUUUUAAUAAUUUUUUUUUUUUAUUUGUGUCAUAAUUUGUUGAUUGUGCGUUUGCGGUUGUUGUCGUUGCGCAUGGUGCAUGGGAGAGAGCGGGCGGUUUUCACGUGGGGACCCGGCGUGUCUCUCCCCAUGCUGGGUUUAAAUGACCCUGCAGCGGGUUCACUCCCUCAGCCUCGCUGGCAAUUUGACAUUAAUUUCCACUGGAUUAUUUUCGACGCGGAAUCCUCCAGCAACCCCAGAGACGCCACUUGGCGAAGUACAUUUUUCAUUUCGAGCCGUUUUACGAGGGAGUUGUGGAAUUUUUGCCCAGAUUUGACGCAGCUGUUCAAUCUGGGCUGGGUUACGCACAUGCGUCCAAUGCAACCGUACGGCGGCUCUAGCGCUGAAGCGGACCUGCGUUCAGAAACUCGUUCAGAAAAUGGGCUUUUCUCAAAUUCCCUUCGCCCAGACUCGUGUUUCCGAGCAGCUGUACUCGGUCUCCACUCGUGUCACUCGAGCCUGUGCGUUCGGCUGCGUUCAACAGUCGCUCAGUGUUGAGGCAGUGGGGGGGAUGUCAUUACAAAAACACUGUUAAUUACCUAAUUUAGCUGGUGUGUGUUUAAGUUUUGGCUCGGGUUACCCAGGCAGUGAUGGGAGAGACGCACCGUCUGCAGACACACACAUACACACAGGCACAGACACACACACGCACACACACACUGCUGCUUUGUUCUCCUGCUAUACAUCCACAUUCCAUUGCACCCCAUAGGAACAGCAUGGGGAUUUCCCCCCCAUCACUAACUGGACUCGUCUCCGUCUCCUCCACCCGCUGCUCUUGUUGUUUUUAAACAUUAAUUCGUUUUUCUGCGUUUUGCAAUGUGAACUUUUGCAUGAUUUUUUUUUUUUUUUAAAUUUUUUUUUGUUGCAGAAAAUCCUGUACACUCCAAAUAUUAACUGUCAUCGUGCAUAAUGACUUUUAAAAGGUCAUUUGUGUUGAUAUAAGCAGUUUAUUUACUUUAGCUGGUGGAGUUUGUGUGUUUGUUGGUGUGUGUGUUCCCUGCAGUGAAGUUUGAACUGCUUGGUCAUAUGUGUGUGAAGCAACACCAGAGGUUUUAUAAGAGGAGGAAGAUAGAGUUCUCUCCCCCCCCCCCCCCAUCUCUUUUCUAUAACAGUGUUGUUUCCCUGUCAUCACAAAGCCUUGCUCCCCUUGUGGGUGUUUCCUCUAACUUUAAGAGAAGGGGAAAAUGUAAAUUGGGGGAAAAGAGGUGUAAAGUUUUUGUGGUCUAGUCUCUCCCAGCUGUUCCUGUGAUGUCAUGGGGUGGGGGUUGUUACUCUUCAGUGAUAUAUGAGCCUCCUCCCAUGGGGCCGUGGGGCGGGGACACUGAUGUAAACACAUUUAAAAGGGGCUCAGUGCCUGUUGGGUCUCAGUGUGGAGGAGCUGCUGCUGAUGUGAUUAACCCUGUUGCUCUCCAGGGGUCUGUGCUGAGCUCCUGGAUUUAAACUCCUCACCUGGUCCACCCCUCUGAUCCUACUUCUCCUGUUUCUUUAUGAUUGUUCUCUCAGAUUCUGCAAACAUGUUGCAAAGCUUCGGUCAGUCGCAGGACUGGCUUUACACAGAGCCGCUGCUCUUUGACGACGAUUUCUGCCAGAGUUUGAUGAAGGACCUCCAGUCUCUGCCGACUCCCCCCCAGUCCCCUCCCAUGAAAGCCGGAGCGGGCAGCAGCAAGCUCCUGUCCAAGGAGGACCAGCUGAGCUAUGUGUCGGACAUCCUGCUGGAGGACCACGACAUGCAGCUCACCUGGAACUGCGACUUCUUCCACUCCGACGCUGGAGAGAAGGAGGGCGAGGGCAGCCAGCCCUGCUCCCCUCUGGAGGAGAACACCGAGGACUGCCUGUGGCAGUGCCUGACAGCAGACAAGAGCCUGGAGGAGAAGCUGGUCUCCACCGUGCUCGGCUCCAGCCCCCUGCUGUCUGAGAUCGACACCAGCAUCUUUGAGGAGAUAGCUGGCUCCACCCUGGACUGCCAGAACCUGAUGGACGCUCAGGAGCCCAGCGAGGCCACAUCGGACUACGGAUCAACUGGUGGCGAGCUGUCCAAUUAUUCAUCCAGUGACUCUGAAGAAGAGAUUGACGUGGUGACGGUCGUCCGCUGUUCCUCCAGCCCCUCCCCUCGCCCCCCCCUGUCGGAUCUAUCCACCCGCCAGCAGAGGCACGAAGAGGAGAAACGGGCUCUUCAGCGCCACCACAUCGAGAUCCAGCUGCAACACAACUACGCGGCGCCCUGCCCCGCCUCACCGCCCCCAUCCUCUUCGUCCAACAAGCGCUCGAGAGGGAGCGAUAGCUCUUCUCGUUUCCACCACUCUUCUCGCAGCUCCUCCUCCUCGUCUUCCUCGUCGCGGUACCAGCACCACCACUCGCCCAGGAACUCAGCGGAGACGGAGGAUGAGGAGGAGCGGCGACGGACUCACAACGUGAUGGAGAGGCAGCGACGCAACGAGCUUAAGAACUGCUUCAUGCGCCUGCGCGACAACGUGCCGGAGCUGUCGCACAAUGACAAGGCCUCCAAGGUGGUGAUCCUGAAGAAGGCCAGAGACUGUAUCUACAACCUGGAGGACCAGGGCCACAGGCUGCAAUCCAAGAGGGACAAACUGAGAGACAAACAGGAAGAGCUAAAAGCCAGGCUGGACAGGCUCCACAGCUAAUGGACCCUGGGCCAACCACCAUGUAUAGACAGUGUGUGUGUGUGGGGAAGGGGGGGGGACAGACUUUGUACAAAGAGGGCGGUGAUAAAGGAUGGCGUGUCAUGCUGAAAGCAGCGCACAAAGUUUGACAUUUCAAAUACUUUAUGGCAACAAUGGGUCCGGACUGUGUGGACUCACUGUUGCCUUGGACAGACGCAACACACUCAUUGCCUCAGAGUUGAUCAUUCUCAUGCCUUGACUGCUGACUGUUGUAGAGCGGAGGACGGGUCUUUCUUUUACAGUCGAGACGAGGACAGAGCAAGCAGAUAUUUUAUUUUUUUAAGUGUGGCAGGACGCACGUUGAAAUGCAAAGACGAAAUCUUUUUCUAAUUGUGUCCGUAUGUUGUGGAGUGUUUUUUACUUUGGCAGGUGUAAGAUGGCACAAGUGAUAAGUGUCUGUUGGGUCAAAUAACUGGAAGCCACAGCAGCUGAGUAGUCGAAUGAAACUUGAAUAUUGUGUUUUCAGGAUGUCUUAUAGCCAUACUAACCAGUUAUCCCUCCACUCUGACCAGUGUGUGUGUGUGUGUGUUGGUGGCUCCGGAGUUAUUUGGUCGACCGGCACUUCCACUUAAAUUCCAGUUCCAAUGCUAAUUCAAUUGAUCCGUUCAGGACUGAGGUUGUUCAUUGUGCGUUCAGCCCCGUGUGGCCUCAGGCAGGACCCUCGGGCCCAGCACCACUCUGUUAUCAGGUUAAUGUGUGUUAAUGACAAUACUUGAUUCUGUAAACAUAACAAUGCAUCGGUUCAGUUCCCCAACAGUUCACUCACCUCAGAGUGUGCGUGUGUGUCUGUGUGUGUUCUCUCAAAAUGGAACUAGGUUUUUUGUAUUUAACUGUUUGUCUGUAAUGAAUUGUUCAGACUUGGACUUAGCCAUAUUUAAACUUCAUUCAGGUUUUGAGGCGGCUGAACUGGGACGUGAACUGAACCGCGAGUCGUAGCAAGUUAGCAAAAGUCGGGACAGAACAGCUCUGGAGAACCUUUAGAUUAUUUAACGGUUCUGAUUGGGGGGGGACGCUGCAACAGCGGCAUCACUGUGACAUUUAGUUGUGUAGGGUAGCCAUUUUGCCAAGUGUGAGGUAAUAGAAAACGGUCAAGAUUUUUUUUAUUAUGAAACAACCGUUAUCCAGUGGAAAUGGCUUCAGGGUUCUUCUGUGGCCCUCGUUGAUGACAACUGCUGGAAAUUAAACAUAUUUUUAGAUUGUGUCUCCAUCUGUGAUCAUGAGAAUAACAAGGUUGACGGGGAAAGAGAUUUUUCUGUCCACUGCAAAGACCUCAUUUGAAUCCUGUGUGACAUCAUCAACGGGGGGGGGGCCACUGACUUUGACCAACAUUCCCCUGUUGUUCGAGUUUGGACGGCGUUCCACUUUGUGCCCAGUCAGACGUGGCUUUGAUCACAUGGUAAAAACCAAACUGCUGCUGACAGAGUAAUGAUGUCAGGAGGUAAAAACAUUAAACUUAAGGCUGUACGUGUUCACCAGGAACCUGUUGUAUCUGUUUUUAAUAUCGGGUGUUUUGUUGAACUUGUACCAUGGGCUGGAUCUGAGGUUUGAAAAUUUUCAAUAAUGGGGUUGAGUAUUUAACGGAAUGCCAUUUGUUAUCCUGAAUAUCUAUUAUUGCCAAUGUUAUCAAUGAACGUGCUGUUUUGUUAUGAAAUGCGCAGAUGGAAAAGUGUUUUGCUCAUUUGUGUCAAAUGUCUUAAGAUGCAUCCUGUUUUUAAGAAUAGAGUUCUUCCUCCUUCAGCUUGGUAGAACUGAUGAGAAAAGAGGGCGUUCCUUCAGGCCCCUCUGUUUCUGUGAUUUGAUUCUGUCGCUGUCUGGUUAAAGAUUUGUCUACCUCCACCUCAUGGCUUCGCCUUCUUGGCCUUUUCUUCCAAAUGUCUCCAAUCCUCUUUCAAAAGAUGUCCUCUGACGAUAACUGCCUUCUGAAGAAGCGUCGAGGUUUUAACAAGACAGCAGAUAUAUGUUUUCUUAGCAUCUAUAAACCUACCUCCACCUGGCCGCACUCUGGCCUGUAUUGUGGUUAUUUUUUUUUGUGGUUUAAAUAUUGUACAGAUUUUGUUAAAUAAAAACUAUUUUAUGUAAAUAUUUUUGUUGUAUCAUAAAUUAUUUUGGUUUAUUUUUCCCUUUUUAUUUUUUAAUUUGAGGAUCCUCAAAGAAAUGUUAUGUUCUUUACCAAGCAGCACUUUUAAAAAAUGUAAUUAAAGAAUGAAUUGAGAGUUCAA
Molecule: messenger RNA, 4984 nt
Organism: Pleuronectes platessa (European plaice)
Lineage: Eukaryota; Metazoa; Chordata; Actinopteri; Pleuronectiformes; Pleuronectidae
Gene: mych
Product: myelocytomatosis oncogene homolog
Exons: 2
Coding region: 1572-2726 (384 amino acids)
Biological process (GO): positive regulation of cell population proliferation; regulation of transcription by RNA polymerase II
Molecular function (GO): protein dimerization activity; RNA polymerase II cis-regulatory region sequence-specific DNA binding; DNA-binding transcription factor activity, RNA polymerase II-specific
Source: RefSeq, a predicted model, not a curated record